Molecule: messenger RNA, 1737 nt
Organism: Saccharomyces kudriavzevii IFO 1802
Lineage: Eukaryota; Fungi; Ascomycota; Saccharomycetes; Saccharomycetales; Saccharomycetaceae
Gene: TPN1
Product: Tpn1p
Exons: 1
Coding region: 1-1737 (578 amino acids)
Biological process (GO): transmembrane transport
Cellular component (GO): plasma membrane; fungal-type vacuole membrane
Molecular function (GO): transmembrane transporter activity
Source: RefSeq, a predicted model, not a curated record
AUGGAUGGCAUGGAUACAGGCCUAAAGCGCAAAGUAGACAACACGAAGCAUACUACUGGCAUAAUAGAAUUUUACGAGGAGGGAACUCCGGCUUCUUCUUUGAAUUUGCCCACAGCAAAUGAUGACUCAAAUCCAUCCAUUUUUAAAAGGAUUAUUAACAAGGCGGCAUGGAUUUCUAAGAAAGUAGAUGCAAUGGGUGUGGAGUCGACAGGUAUUCAAAGAAUAUCUCCCUAUGAAAGGGGAUCAUCAAGAAGACAAUUCUUACAUGUCGCCGGCCUAUGGUUGAGUGCCACAGGUGGUCUAUCUUCCAUGUCGUCUUUUCUAUUGGGGCCUUUACUUUUUGGCUUAAGCUUUAGAGAAUCGCUGGCGUCAAGUUUGAUCUCCGUGGCAAUUGGUUGUCUAAUUGCUGCCUAUUGCUCAAUUAUGGGGCCACAGUCCGGUUGCAGGCAGAUGGUAACGGCUAGAUACCUAUUCGGAUGGUGGUUUGUUAAGUUUGUAGCGUUGGCUUCCAUUAUCGGUGUUAUGGGUUGGUCUGUGGUUAAUUCUGUGGUCGGAGGUCAAAUGCUUGCUGCCAUAUCUAACGACAAAGUGCCUCUAUGGGUUGGAAUUGUUAUAGUGACAGUAUGUUCCUUCUUGGUUGCCAUUUUUGGUAUUAAACAAGUCGUUAAAGUGGAAACGUACUUGUCCGUGCCUGUAUUGACAGCAUUUUUAUUACUUUACAUUUCAUCAAGUGAUAAGUACAAUUUCGUCAAUGCGUACUCUUCAAAGGGAAAUUUGGACUCUUCCACCCUAAAGGGUAAUUGGAUGAAUUUUUUCUCAUUGUGCUAUAGUAUUACAGCUACUUGGGGGUCUAUUACAGCAGAUUAUUACAUAUUAUUUCCAGAAGAUACACCGUACAUUCAAAUAUUCUGCUUAACAUUUUUUGGGACAUUUUUACCUACUUGCUUCGUCGGAGUUUUAGGUCUCUUACUGGCUUCUGUUGCUAUGUCGUAUAAACCUUGGACAGAUGAAUACGAUACUCAUGGCAUGGGUGGGCUACUUUGGGCGGGGUUUCAGCGUUGGAACGGGUUUGGAAAAUUUUGCGUGGUAGUUCUCGUAUUCAGUUUGGUAUCAAAUAAUAUCAUCAAUACAUACUCGGCAGCUUUUUCCAUUCAACUUUCUAGCAUUUUCUGCGCAAAAAUUCCUCGUUGGUUUUGGUCUAUCGUUUGUACUAUAAUUUGUUUGGUAUGUGCAUUGGUAGGCCGUAACCAUUUUAGUACCAUUUUGGGAAAUUUUCUACCAAUGAUUGGCUACUGGAUUAGUAUGUACUUCAUUUUGUUAUUUGAAGAGAAUUUGAUAUUCAGGAAGUUUUUCCUACAUUUAUACACAAGAGAAUUUCCUCCAGAUACAGAUGAAGUAAACGAAGCGGAACCCAUCGAAUCCUCCAAAGACUUUGAAAAGAGUACAGUGACGAAUAUUCAUUUGUUAAAAAGGAAACAUAAGGUGACUAUGCAUCGUUACAAUUGGGAUAAAUGGGAUGAUUAUGAUGUCCUAACACAUGGCUACGCUGCAACAUUUGCGUUCAUUGUCGGAGUUGCUGGUGUGGUAGUUGGUAUGGCACAAGCCUACUGGAUCGGUCCAAUUGCUGCUAAAUUCGGUGAGUAUGGCGGUGAUGUAGCAAUGUGGCUAAGCAUGGCGUUUUCAGGCAUUGUAUACCCACCUUGCAGGUAUUUAGAAUUACGUAAAUUUGGGCGAUAA